This is a messenger RNA of Ochotona curzoniae (black-lipped pika), 1124 nucleotides long. It is a transcript of the gene CSKMT, whose product is annotated as citrate synthase lysine methyltransferase. The record is from RefSeq and is a predicted model, not a curated record. Lineage: Eukaryota; Metazoa; Chordata; Mammalia; Lagomorpha; Ochotonidae. Bases 351 to 1073 code for a protein of 240 amino acids. The transcript is spliced from 2 exons.
CUGCUUCCCAUGCGCCGGUUCUAUCCUCAAACGCCGAGACAAGGCACAUGGAAGCCGGGCAGGGUCUGGUUCCCUCGGGCUCCUCCCGGAGGUGCUCACGCCUUCUCCUUUGGUUUCAGGUGUGCGGACGCCUCUGCAGCAGAAGGAGCUGUCGUAAUCCCCUCCUUCAUUUCGCGUGGUAACAAUAAAGGCCGUUCAUAUUUGCAAGCUGCGCGUCCGCGUCCUUUUUCCCCCCCUUUCCUGAGGCUGCAUGCCUCCGUCACCACGUGAAGUUGCACCUCGCCCUCCGGCUGGCGUGCAAGCGACUCUUUGCAUCCCGUUUUCCGGCCCAUCUUGUCGCCGACCUCCAGAUGGCCUUGCUGAGCCGAAUGUUCCAGGCGCGGACACUCGCGGCGGGCGUGUCCCGUGCCUUGGCUGGCUCCCUGGCCGGCAGCUGCCUAGCUGACCGCCGCCUCUGGGACCAACUUCAUGCCCGGCCACGCCUGGGCAAUGACCCCACCUUCGACUGGUUCUUCGGAUAUGAGGAGGUCCAGGGAUUGCUUCUGCCGCUGCUCCAGGAGUCUCAGUCCCAGACAGCCGGUCCGGUUCGGGUACUGGAUGUGGGUUGUGGUACCUCAAGCUUGUGUGCAAACCUUUACGCAAAGUCCCCACAGCCCGUGGACGUACUGGGAGUGGACUUUUCUCCUGUGGCCGUGGCUCACAUGAACAGGCGCCUUGAGGCCGGCCUAGACCCUGGGCACCCGGAUUCCCGCCUGCGCUUCCUGCAAGCUGACGCCCAGAACCUGGUACCUGUGGCUUCCUCGGGCUCCUUCGAGCUGGUGCUGGACAAGGGCACCUGGGACGCUGUGGCCCGGGGUGGGCUGCCUGGGAGCUAUCGGGUGCUCUCCGAGUGCUUGAGGGUCCUGAGCCCCCGGGGCACUCUGGUGCAGUUCUCGGAUGAGGACCCCGAUGUACGGCUCCCAUGCCUAGAGCAAGGGUCCCAAGGGUCCCGUGGCUGGAAGGUGACCGUGCAGGAGCUUGGCCCUUUUGGGGGCAUCACCUACUUCGCUUACUUGGUCCAGAGUUCUCAUUAAAAAUAGUUGUUCUUGGUGUCUCAAUUGGGCAAAGAAGAGGUUAGCUGGGAU